CAAAGCACAGCCGCAGUUUAAUCAAAGGAUGGUUUCCCUCCACACGUUCGCCCCGCCUCGUUAUCGUCUUUCCUGUGCACCAGGCAACAGCCACCACCACCACCAUCUCACUCUCGUCCUCUCCUCAGCAGGAGAAGGAGCAGCGAAGGUGAGCUUCCACAGCACGCAGACUAGAGUCGGUUGAACUACUCUGGCCGCCAUGGCGAUAGAAUUCGGGUUCCCGGCUGCUGCCGCUCGCAUCUUCAGCUCCCUUCCUUCCCGCCUGUCCUGCUCUCCUCUCUGUUACAGGCGCUUCCCACCUCCUUCUUCCUCCUUCUCCCUCCCUUCUUCUCCCAUCAGAAUUCCCUUUCCCAACCACGGCAAAUUCAACCUGAGUGUGUCGGCGACGCGCCGAAGCUUGUGCGUAGCUGCCCAGUCCGCCGAACAGCAAGGCCAAGUCGAAGAAAAUGACGUUGUUGAUAGCAAGAUCUUACCAUACUGUAGCCUCGAUAAAAAGGCAGAGAAGAAGACGCUAGGAGAACUUGAGCAGGACUUCCUACAAGCACUGCAAUCAUUCUACUAUGACAAAGAACCAAUAAUGAGUAACGAGGAGUUUGACAACCUCAAGGAGGAACUAACGUGGGAAGGCAGCAGUGUUGUCAUGCUAAGCCCUGACGAGCAGAAGCUGCUUGAAGCUUCAAUGGCUUAUGUGGCUGGGAAGCCAAUAAUGUCAGAUGACGAAUUUGAUGCACUGAAACUACGCCUGAAGAGAGAAGGGAGCCAGAUUAUGCAGGAGGGUCCUCGUUGCAGCCUUCGCACUAGAAAGGUCUAUAGUGACUUGCAGGUUGACUAUUUCAAGAUGUUCCUAUUGAAUGUUCCAGCUGCUGUCAUAUCACUUACUUUGUUCUUCUUUCUUGAUGACUUGACUGGAUUUGAGAUCACAUAUCUCCUGGAGCUGCCAGAGCCAUUUAGUUUUAUUUUCACGUGGUUUGCUGCUUUGCCUCUAAUCUUUUGGGGAGCACAGAGUAUUACUAAUGCCAUUUUGAAGGAUUUCUUGAUACUGAAGGGACCCUGUCCAAACUGUGGAACUGAAAAUACGUCCUUCUUUGGGACAAUACUUACAGUACCUAGUGGUGGAUCUGCAAAUACAAUCAAGUGUUCAAAUUGUGGCACUGCAUUGGUCUAUGAUUCUGGAAGUCGCCUGAUUACUGUAGAUAAUGAACCGAAAGGAGCAAGUGCUUAGUUGAAUAUGAUGAGAAUAGGCAAGGAGACGUUCUCUCUAGGUGGCACUGUAUAGCUGAGACGGGAUUGCACCCAAGUAAUUGCAGACACUGCUAGGUGUAUAUAUAAGUUGUAUUCUCUUGUUUUGUUAUCUCCAGAAGGGGUUUAGAAGUCUGCAUAUGGUUUUAUGGACCUUGGUUUUAUAUAAUUUGGCAUUUCUAUUCAUGUAAAUGCUCUGAAACAAAUUGAAGAUGAGUAUGACAUGCCUUCUUCUAUUCA
Molecule: messenger RNA, 1479 nt
Organism: Nymphaea colorata (pocket water lily)
Lineage: Eukaryota; Viridiplantae; Streptophyta; Magnoliopsida; Nymphaeales; Nymphaeaceae
Product: PGR5-like protein 1A, chloroplastic
Exons: 11
Coding region: 200-1222 (340 amino acids)
Biological process (GO): photosynthetic electron transport in photosystem I
Cellular component (GO): chloroplast thylakoid membrane
Molecular function (GO): oxidoreductase activity, acting on iron-sulfur proteins as donors
Source: RefSeq, a predicted model, not a curated record